This is a messenger RNA of Oryzias latipes (Japanese medaka), 7700 nucleotides long. It is a transcript of the gene shisa7a, whose product is annotated as shisa family member 7a. Gene Ontology annotation, cellular component: postsynaptic density; dendritic spine membrane; postsynaptic membrane. Gene Ontology annotation, biological process: regulation of short-term neuronal synaptic plasticity; regulation of AMPA receptor activity. Lineage: Eukaryota; Metazoa; Chordata; Actinopteri; Beloniformes; Adrianichthyidae. The record is from RefSeq and is a predicted model, not a curated record.
CGCACAUGCACUCUUUGGAUUCUGUCGGUCUUCCAUUGAUUUAAUUUACCAAACAUGUAUAUUGUUUGAGGGCAUCUUUGUUUCCUCUGAUGUCAUUUUUUUUAAUAGAUUAGCAAAUCCAUAACUGAGGGUUCUCUGGAAUCCAUAUGUUCAGGAACGCGUUUUUACGCACAGUGUGUGCGGGUAAAGAAGAGAAGUUGGAUGCCACCAGUUGAAUGGGCCAUGACCAUCAGCCCGGAGCAGCCUGGAAUCGAGCCUCAUCAGCACCAGUGUGACGGACCAAUCACAGCGCUCCGUCAGCAGCGGACCUCCGAGAGGCCAGCUGAAGUUCAGCGGUGAAAUCUUUCGCUUACAGGGAUGACUGAGAACCAGCUUCUUUCAAAUCUAGAUCAAGUUCAUUUGUUGGAAACAUAAAACAACUUGCGGGGUUUUGCGGGAUUGCCUCUCUUAACUUGUACCAUCACUCAAAGCGAUUGUUUCCGAUACAGACAGCAGAGCAGAGAAUCUGAGAACAUCUCGGUGUUCACUCCCUCCUCUCUCGUCUCCAGCAUGCGUUUUUUUUCUUCUCGAAGUGCCGCGAUGAUGGAUUAUCGAUGUCCUGGUGGAGACACAGCGUGAGUGGCUGAGACCUGCAGCGCUUCAGAAAAACAACCGAAACCCACCAAAACAGGUGAUCUAGAGAGCAAACAAACGCUCCAUCCCUCCACAUCAUCUCCUGCUACAACAGCUGCCAUCUGAGAAGCGCUGACAUACACACUACAGUGCGCAGGCUCUCCAGCAUCAAACCCCACAGCAACGCGCAGCGGAUCACUCAGAAAAACCACUUCAAAUUUGUUUGUCGACACAGCAGAAAGUUCUGGAAAUCAAGCACAAAUUCCCAAAGACAACACAGGAAGAAAAGCCUCUCGGAUAACUCAGACGGAACAACACUUUGUGGAUGAAAUGCUUUGUUUCCACGUCCCCCCCCCCCCUCUUCUUCUGUUGAACUCUCCUCAGAAGGUUAGAGGAGCAUGUAACUGAAACAAGCAGAGCCCUCUGUGAUUCCAGCAUUCUGUUCCCCCCAUCUGUGCCUACAUUCUCUGCUACAGAUAGGGACGUUUUGAUAAUUACAUAUAAUUAUAAUUUCUGUGGGAGACAGAUCUGCCUCUGUCUAUUAUUGCCAACACCUCCAGCACAAUAACUCCACACAUUUACAUAUUUCUUUACAAAAGUGAUAUUCUUUGAACCCCAGAGACAAGUUAGGAAUAAUCAUACUCCAAGAGACAUGUCACACGUUGAAGCAAAGUGCCACUCAACUCAGAUCUAAUCAGGGAUACAGCAGAGUGACAUAGGCCGUGCUUGUGCCUAAAAGCCGAAUGAAAACCAUUGCUUUCAGCGGCGUGUCUUUUUAGACAGGCGACUCUUUUUUAGAUGCACGCUUGCUCCCGAUUUUCUGCAGUCACACUUAUUCAGCACAUAAGCGGAUCCUCAUCGUCACCCGCAGAGCAGUCACAGUAACGGCCUGUGCCGGGGAAGUACUGAUACCAGCCCGUCGUGGAACAGAUUCAGAUGAUGCAUCAGUGGAUUUGUGCCCGGACGAGCACAGAGAUGUUAUCCCACAAAUUUAGGCUACAUUAAUGGAUAGAAGCGAUCAGUGGUGCCAUCAUCUAAGUCCAAAAGAUUGUGUCAUCAAGGCAAGAACAAUACCACAGUCAUUUAUAGGAGAUAGAAUUGCAUUUUUUUGUGAGAAUGAUUGCUUUUAAGUUAGAUAAGUGCCCAUCAUGACUGUUUUCAGAACCUGACUGAAAUAGUCAACCAAGAAAGACAAGAAAGGUGGCCAUUGACCACUCUUUUAAGUGCCACAAUUUCCGGAAUGUACAGAAAUGCCAUAUUUUACUAAACAGACUUAAUGCUGAUUUAUAUUGGAUUAUUUUUGCCUCCAAGAAGCAGUUUCACUCAUGGGACUUUAAAAUAGAACUUCUUCUGUUCCGUAUGAUUAACUAAAUGCAUAACAUAGGCUGUUUAUUAAUAUAAUUUAAAUUAAAGCCUCUUCAAUGUUGUUAUUUGAAGGCGUUGACGCGUAAAAAGAGAAAAAAAAUCACAACAGUUUGUUCUUUUUUAGUCAAUCUGACCAAUUACUAUACUUUUGUGAGCACAGACAAAGACAGACGACAGACACCAGACAUUUCCAGACCGUGUUACUGAAUGAGACCACUGAUACAUCAUCAUUAACCAGUGGGCCGUGUGUUUUUUUGCAUGCACACUUCAUGGGAUCUUAGUGGGUUAAACUGCAAAAGCGGAUACAGCAUUGUAACUGCCUUGACUCAACCACAGAAAAUAGAUGUCUUAGUCAUGUGAAAAUGACGCCCACCACCAAUCUUCGAGUCCUUGCUGUUUCGCUGCUCUCCCUCCUCGCUGCCCUACUUAGCACUGCUGUGGAGACCUCUCUGUCCCCGCUUCCUCAGCAAACUGACCGCACCAGAGGACCAUAUACCGAGGAGCCCAAGAAUGACUCCAGUCCGUCAAUUCUGCUCCUUGCCAUUCAGCCCAAUCUCCUGCCAGCGGCUCUCCAAAGCCGGCCCAAACGCCCCGUAGAGCUCCCAGAAACCUCAGGGGGGGUUUUGGAAACACCUCCUAAACCUUUGCCCCAGGUAAUGUUCCCCAAGAAUGUAACGUCAUCAGAGGCCCUCGCACCACCUCUAGGCGCAGCCCAGGUCGCGCCUUUUCAAAUGAUGGAUGGAUGGACGGAUGUAUGUCGAGGCUAUUACGACGUAAUGGGACACUUUGAUUCAGCCUUCAACUGUUCCAAGGACUCCUUCAUCUACUGCUGUGGAACCUGCCACUACCGCUUCUGCUGUCCAGAGUCUAGCAGAAAACUGGAGCAGGACAACUGCAAAAAUUAUGACUCCCCAGACUGGGCCAAGCCGCAGACGGAGAUCAUGAUCCUUCCAGACGAUGGGGGUUCUGACCCAGACUUUGACCCGCUGAAGCAGCAGAGUCACAACACAGGCUUCGUCAUUGGGGGCGUAGUUGUGUUCAUGGUGGCCGUUGCUGUGGGCAUUAAGGUGGUUUUCAACAAAGUGCAACAGGAGGCCCACGAGAGGGACAUGAACAUGACGAGAGCCUUUGUUGACAUGCUGCGGCACCAGCCGAGUCCAGUCCAGCAGGAUGAGAGAAACAACAGCGUGGCUCUUACUGUUGGGGAUGGGCAGGGGACGAUAGGAAGAGCUCCGAAAAACCUCUACGCUCCAGGAGUGCCCAGCAAAGACAACAGACUGGGAAAUCUGCAGCACAAUUUCAUCCACUCAUCAGGCAACAGCCCCAAACACACGGCAACCAUCGAACGCACGCCUCGAAUGAACAAUGCUCAGCUGGCAGCUGGAGGCACCCUGCUUUCCAGUAAGCACAACAAUACCAAAUCCCAACCUGCUUUCCACCACUCCCUGCACAAUCUGGCCCAGCUGCCGCCUUCCUAUGAGAGCGCCACCAAGCCUGAGCUCAACAGAUAUUCCUCGCUCAAACGCCUCGAGAAAGGUCUCGAUGAGUACUCGUCUGGCUACUGCACCACCAAGCGCCGGCCUCACACCGCCCAACCCGCCCUCCAGUCCUCUCAGCACCAUCUCCACUGGGGUGGGGACUACACCCUCGGUGGCAGAGGAACCCUUCCCAGGCAUGCAGCCCGACCCUGGAUCCCACCACCACCUUCUGGCAUGCCUGCCUCCCCUACUCCUAAUCCUUAUCCUCUGGAUCCCCCGGAGCCCCAAUAUAAUCCCAACUACGACACUCUCUCCAAGCCUCCCAGGAAAGUCAAGUCUACUGACCAGCUGCUCAACAUGGCCGAUGUCCCAGGCAACACUGGUACUCUGUCCCGGUUGUCCAAGAACCAGCAGCAUCAGUACUACAAAGCCAUGGCUGCCUCCAACAAGAACUCCAACACGCAAACCCUCACCAGGAAGCCCCAGGACAGACAGGAGAGACAGGAAAGGCAGGAAAGGCUCCUUAUGUCACCAGACCAUUUGGAAGAGAGGAUGGGAGUUCCCGGGAUGGGAGUUGUAGACCCAUACGCUCACACAGGAGGGAUUGUCCCCACGCUCCCUCGCCAGCAGAAGGCCCAGUCCCAGCAGAACGUCUGCGCCACGCCAUCUCUCGACCGGCACCACAUGAUCAAGAUGAACUCUCACCCCACAUCGGGUCGAGAGCAAGAGCGGAACACGCCCAUAACAGGGCACAUGAGUGGGGGCGUAGCCUGGUCAGGGGAAAUGCCUGGGGCGGGGGUAGUCAUGGGAACAGGAACACUUGGAGGCCACAGCGCCAGGAGGAUGGCGUUUGCAGCAAAAAGGCAGAACACCAUCGAGCAGCUACAUUUCAUCCCAGGAGGGGGCGGUGGGGGAUCCGCAGGGAGUGGAGGAGGCAGUCAGGGAAUCAGAACGGGAAGUAAAAAUGAGGUGACCGUGUGAGGUUCGUGCCUAGUUGUAGACUCUACUGCUUAGCAGAUUCGUGGGAAUAGCCAGACAGUCCUUUUGCAUUCAACUAAUAGAUAACAGCUAUCAAAGCAUAAAACUAGACUUAAGAAGUAUUGUAACAGCUUAACGUGUUCAGGCUAAUCAAAUUAGUGUACUCUUGUAAUUAAAUUAGCUUGAAAAUGAAAUCUUAGUAUGGAACAUCUGUGUCAUGUUUGUGAUAGCCUACGUCAGCCAUAUUUUGUAACAAAAUUUGCCAUAUUGCCAUAUGCAGCAGUGCCAUUACUUCUAGAAAGACUAACAGGACAACUGAAACAAGACCAACAGAGGAUUUGCUCAUGAUUUAGUUUUUAGUUUUUUUCCAAAAAAAGUACUCAGGAGCCAUAUUAGAUAGAAAAGGAGAGUAUAUUUAGAAAGACUGGAUGAAGCAGAAGAGCGGGUGAGAAUUUCCCUCCCAGAGUCUGACAGAGCAAAGCAAUCAGGACUCUUUGAACAGUUAUUCUGCGAAGUCCUGGCUAACAAGGUGUUUUUUAUUUUAAAGACUGGAUUUUACUGGCUGGGAAGCCCUACAGAUCAGAUGAGUCUCAAAGACCCAUGUGCCUGGUGGACGAUUUUUUUUUCUUUUCUUGCUGGAUAUUCUUCUUAAAUUAACCUCAUCCAGACACAAGAAGACUAAAGUAUUCCUGUUGCUUCCUAUGUACUGGAGCAGACAAGAUGGUGGAUGGGGCUGUUUGUGACUGCUGGAAAGGCUCCGUGCCUGAUUUCAACUGCGGACGUACCCACAUAAACAAUCUGCUGCCUGGGUUGCCUAGUUUUCCAUGUGACCUUAGAUUAUAAUCCCCAGAGGAUCUCAGAUGGUUGACCACUGUUACACUAAAGGAGUGUAAGGAGACGAUGGAGCAUGUGACGGGUGAGAUUACUGUUUACGAAACAGGACCUACCAGUACAAAAAAGUGGGCUACCAAAUAUUGUAGAGCCAUUAAAAUGUUGACAGAGAAUUAAGAGAUUAUAAACAGUACUUUUCAGUUUAACUAUAAAGCAGCAACUUGCUGUAAUUUACGUUGUAGAUACAGAGCAUAGAUUCUUUUUUUUUUUUUUACAGAGCACAAAUGAGUAGAGCAUGAUGCUGAGAUUGCACUUACACAACUGCCCUUCAAAGCCAUAGCCAUCUAUGGGGGAAACAAAGAAACAAAACCACAGAGGAAGCUGGUCUGACAAUCACCUCUUAACUAUUAUCAGCGGGUGACAAGUUACCCGAGUUAGUGAUGUUUUGUACAGUCAAAGGAUUGGCUUCAGAGCCGUUCAAACAAUGAGUGUGGAGGACGAGGCCAGGGUCUUCUCCUGCACGGCUUUGUGUGCUGCAAAAGACUCAGAUGGAAGGAAAGCCCUUCCCCUCUCCAAGACAAAGACUUUGCUGUAUCAUAACGCACUUCACUUGGUAUGAGAAUAAAAAAAGGAAAAAAAGAAAAUAAACUAAGAAAAACAGGUAAAAAAAAAAAUCACCAAUAACAACGCUUAUCAAUACUAAGGGCUAUCCUAUCCUAUAUACUUCAGUAUAUGUGAUAUAUGUGAUCCAUAUAAAAUAGUAUCUCUUUCUAUUGAUUUUGUGUUGAUAUUGUUAUGGCGUAUCAAGUAUUAACGUGUUUAAAAAAAGAUAUGAACACAAGGAAUUUAAGCACAGUUCAAAGAGACAAAAAAAACUUUGCACAAACCAGUCCCCUGAUAUUUGCACCAGUUACCAACCUACUCUCUGUGUCGAAUCUUCAAGGUUUAUCUUCUGCACAUGCGCACAGUAAAGAGUGACUGAUCAACAGAGGGAACUGCAUCGAGAGAGGAUUUUAUUUUGUUGUUUAAAUAGGCAGAAAUCUUUUUUUUUCACAUUAAAAAGAAGGUACUGUUUGAUUUUUGUUCAGUCACGUGAAAAGGAGACAGAAACAAAAUGCCGACACAAGGAUUCACAUUUGGACAAUCUUCCUACACACAGUUCUACAUGUAGUUAUGAAUAUGAUGGAGUGUUAUUAUUAGUAAUUAUUAUAACUGUUAUGGUUAUUAUUAACAAUUUAUCUUAUGGUGUGAUGUUCUUUUACUUGGUGGAAUUUAAGUGUUUAUUGUUUCUAGAUAACUAGCGUUCUCAUGACUAGUUAGUGGUUCAUGCAUCUGGUCACCAAAUUUUGAAAAACAUUCCAAAUCUUGAUGCAUGCCAGCUCCAUUCCAUUGAGAGGCAUUGACAGCAUGCCCGGGUCUUCAGGUCAGUGGUAUUUACACGGCCAGUUUUUGCAGCUGUAUGUACUGUGCCUAGACAUCAGCCUUAUGACUCCUUCAAAUGAUUACUGAGAUUUCCACUUUGGUACAGAAUAUGUUAAAAAAAAAAACAGCAGCCUUCUAAAUGUUGAAGGAAUAGGUGAGCUUUUGUUGGGGAUUCAUGGAUUAUAUGUUUUCUGCAGCAGCCUUACCCACAAAGUUCUCAUGGGUUGCAUGUGCUGUAAUCAUGAGACAUGUAUGUAUGUUCAGAUGAAUGUUUCUUUUUUCAUUUGGGAGAAGAAUAGAAGUGUAACGAAAACCCAUAAGCUCUAAACACAAUUUCAUUUUUUGAGGAAAUCGGACAGACAACAUACAGUUACAUUUUCCUUUUUUAUUUAUGUAUUUUUUGGCUUUUUAUUUAUUCAUUUUUUUAACAGAGCCACAAAAUGUUUGUAGCAAAGUCUGUAAAAUCUCACAAGCCAUAUUUCCAUUGAGUCUCAUUAUUCAUAAUUUUUUUUAAAUGGUUAAUCUGAUUUUGUGCAAGUAUUGUGUUUUGUAUAGUUAGUAAAAUCAGAAUAUUUUACGUGAUCUCUUUAAAAUUAAUUUGAAUAUUUAAAAAAAAAGAAGUUCAGUGUUAGUAUAUAAGAAAUUGUACAGUGCCAAAUUCAUAAACAUUUUGUUGUCUUUUUAAUGUCAUUGCCUCUUAGACAGCAUAGGGGUGCUUUUAUUUUCUUAACACCGAAAUAUAACAGCUGCACGCACAUUGAAAAAGCUUGCUUUCAGAAAGAAAUGAAUGAAUAUGGUGUGUGCUUUAGCCAUUAUGAAUUCAUUUAGAGGGAUGAUGUUCUAUGGCCACCUUCAAUGGACAGACAAAAACGUCCAAAUCUGAAAAUGGUUCAUUUUUUUGCUCCCAUGCCUGCAAAUUUGAAUAUGUUUUUGUCACAUUUUAAUGCAUUGAUCCCCCUUGGAUACGACAGUGAUUUACAAAAAAUUUGUUUAAUAAAGUUGGUGGAAAACAUG